Molecule: messenger RNA, 1403 nt
Organism: Coccomyxa subellipsoidea C-169
Lineage: Eukaryota; Viridiplantae; Chlorophyta; Trebouxiophyceae; Coccomyxaceae
Exons: 9
Coding region: 173-1039 (288 amino acids)
Molecular function (GO): O-methyltransferase activity
Source: RefSeq, a predicted model, not a curated record
GAUCUUUGAUAAACAGAGGGGCGCUUGGCAAGCACAGAUACUGUACACUGUGGCUCAUCUGGGCAUAGCUGAUGAGCUAGGCAGGAAAGGACCACAGACAGCAGAUGCCCUGGCAAAAUCGCUAGGGCUUGACAGUGAGCGAUUGUACAGAGUACUGAGAAGCGCUGUUCAGAUGGGAAUCUUCACAGCGGUCAAGCCUUUGCACAGGGGAGGGCCAGCACGCUUCAAGAACAACCGCCUGUCUGCUGUGCUCAGAAUUGACCACCCAAACUGUCUGCGAGACAUGGUUCUGCACCAGACGGAUCACAACAAGCCGGCAUGGGAUGAGCUGGCGUGGGCGGUGCGCACCGGAGGCAAGGCCUUUGAGAAGACGCACGAUGGGCUGUCGGAGUUCGAGUGGCUCAAGCUGGACCCCAAGGAGGAGGACAAAUUCUCCAAGGCCAUGAAGCAAGUGGACAACAUGGGGACGAAUGCGAUGGCGACUGACUACAAAUGGAAUGCGCACUCGCGCAUUGUGGACAUUGGCGGCGCGUACGGCUCUUUCAUGGCGCACCUGCUCACAGUCAACCGCAAGCCGCGAGGGGUCCUCUUCGACCAGCCCCAGGUCAUCGAGAGGGCCAAGGAGAUGUGGGCACAGAACAAGCACUGGUCCCUGCUUAACCCCCGCCUGGAGUUCGCUGCUGGGGACUUCUUCAAGCCGGAGACGAUGCCCAAGGCCAAGGAUGGGGACGUGUACAUGAUGCGCCUCAUCCUGCAUGACUGGGAUGACAAGGACAGCAUCGCCAUCCUAUCCAGCAUCCGGCAGGCCAUGGGCAGCGCCAAGGCCAGGCUGCUCAUUGUGGAGACCACAAUUGGAGAGGAGUUUGCGGAUCCCCUGUUCCAGCGCGCACUGCUGGAUGUGCACAUGAUGGUGGCGCUCAAUGGAGCAGAGAGGACAGUGGCGCAAUGGAAGCAGAUGCUGGGGGAAGCAGGAUUUACUUUUGCCCGCCACAUUCCCACCCGCAGUGUGUUCUCCAUUGUGGAGGCAUUGCCGGCAUGAGGAAGUUGGUAGCUGAAGACAUCCCACACCAUAGUUCACUCAUGUCUCAGAGGAGACGCUCAGCGCUUUGUUGCCUGAAGCCCUCUCUUAAACAACUCCACUGAGGAAUGCUAAGCAAUCCUUUUUUAAAAAUACAAAAUGCUUCAAUCCUUGCUAUUUGUGCAACACAGGCCUGUGUACAGUCUUUCAUCUAAAGAGGGGCCCAUGAAGUGGACGCAUUCAUGGAUCUCUUGCAGCAAAGUGGUGACAUGUUGAAUGAUUUUCCAGAUGCGAAGCUCUUAAGAUCCGAUUCAUGCACAUGUGGGAUCACUGAGAAAAGUGCCAGAAGUGCCACCUUUUGUGCGAAAUGUAAUGGAUGACCUGC